This is a messenger RNA of Monomorium pharaonis (pharaoh ant), 3275 nucleotides long. Its product is annotated as glutamate receptor ionotropic, kainate 2. The transcript has 17 exons. Gene Ontology annotation, cellular component: postsynaptic membrane; plasma membrane. Gene Ontology annotation, biological process: modulation of chemical synaptic transmission; synaptic transmission, glutamatergic; monoatomic ion transport. Gene Ontology annotation, molecular function: transmitter-gated monoatomic ion channel activity involved in regulation of postsynaptic membrane potential; glutamate-gated receptor activity. The record is from RefSeq and is a predicted model, not a curated record. Bases 483 to 3275 code for a protein of 930 amino acids. Lineage: Eukaryota; Metazoa; Arthropoda; Insecta; Hymenoptera; Formicidae.
GUUUAAAUUAAAUUUUCUCAACACUUAAGUUACAAAUAAAAUGUCCUUACUAAUUUGUUUAAUUAAAUAAAUAAACUCUCUGCCUGAUGUGAGUAUCUGUAUAAUUUAAUAUACGCAUAAUUUACUUAUAACCAUCUUUUCAAAUAUGUAAAAAAUUAUGCACAUAAUAUAAAAUUAUUACUUCUGGAAGUAUGUGCGACAUAGUUGCUGCCGUUCUUAAAACGCAUGACACGAAGCCAAAUGUAUAUAGGACGGUUCGGAUCCAAAUUUAGAUCAGUAUGGUAGAAUACUAUCAAACACGCAACUUCGAAUGCAAUUUCUCUGUUAACUUUUUCUUCUUUAUCACUUCGUUGAAAUUUCAAAAAUUCUAUGUAACAAAGAUUAUAGUUUAUUCCACUUAAAAAUCCAUUACAUCAAAAUGAUGAAGAAAUACAGUUACUGAAGCACGCAAACAACGAGUGUUUUGUAGAUUUUACAUUAAAAUGGAUUCACGACAACGUUGGUUAUCGAUUGCAUUAGUUUUGUUAGUACUGACUACACGGAUUCAUGGCCAUCCCCGACCUAUCAAAAUUGGAGCAAUUUUUCAUAAAGGCGAUGAAGAUCUUGAAUCUACAUUUCUAAGAGCAAUCUCUGAUACAAGAUAUGAAAAUCUUGUACCCGCAUUUGAGCUUUUACCUGCUAUUAAAUACGUCGAUAUUAAUACUGACAGUUUUAAAACUGCCAUAGUUACUUGUGAACUUCUUGAGGAAGGUGUGGCAGCCAUUUUUGGGCCUAAAAGCCGACAUACUCGUGGUAUAGUUGCAAGCAUUGCUGCACGAUUUGAUAUACCACAUAUUGAGUAUGUUUGGCGGGAAGACAAAGAAUUAAAAGACGAAAACAUGAACGAAACCUUAAAGACACCAAUGACCAUAAACGUGUUUCCUGCCAGCGAGCAACUUAGCCAGGCUAUCGCCGACAUUGUUGAAAACAUCAUCAGUACAAUGAGAUGGCACAACUUUGUAGUAAUUUAUGAAAAUGAUGAUGGACUGUCACGUCUUCAAAAGACUUUGACACUAAAAGGAGAUAGAGAUAAUCCGGUUACACAUAUGGCACGACAAUUGGAAGGAUCAGAUUACCGCCCAAUGCUCAAAGAGAUACAACAUUUGGGAUUGUACAAUGUAAUUAUUGAUGUUGAACCAAAAAAUAUCAUGAAAGUUCUUUAUGAUGCAAAAAAAGUCAAACUGCUAUCAGACUAUUCUUACUUCGUCAUUACAUAUUUGGAUUCAUCCAAACUACCUAUUCUUGAGCUGCGAAAUCUAAGUACCGUCAAUAUCACCGGGCUUAGCUUGAGAGAGAAGAUAGAGGACGAGUACGGAACUGAUUUGCUAAACGGGACUGAUUUAACAGUCCUUUAUGACGCAGUAUUUCUGCUAUAUAAAGCCAUGGAAACCUUGAAUGCGAGAAAUAUUGAUGAUGAAAAUAUAUCUAUUGAUCCUGUACCACUUUCUUGUACCAAAAGUAUUAAAAAGUAUCAAGCAGGACCUGAUAUUAUCAGCAUUAUGAGAGAGAUUUCGAACACAGGAAAAAUAACGGGCGCUAUGGAGAUUGAUGAAUAUGGUCGUCGACAAGAUUUCAAUAUAUAUGUUCUAAGCUUUCAACAUUUUGGUCCGUCACCAACGGGAAUUUGGAACUCUAACGGCCUGCAACCUUUAAGCACUGAAAAAGAGCAAGACAGUUUUUAUUCCGAAACUAUGAAAAACAGGAAAUUUAAGAUUAGUCUUAAAACAGGUGCUCCGUAUGUGAUGGAAGUGUUCGGUGAAAUACGCGGACAGUUAAUCGGUCAAAAAUAUUACGAAGGAUACUGUAUUGAUUUAAUCGAGGAGAUCGCAAAACAGGCAGAUUUCGAAUAUGAAUUCGAAAUCGUGCCCGACGGACAACACGGAAAAUAUGAUGAAAAAAAAAAAUCCUGGAACGGUCUAAUCAAACGCGUUAUGGACAAGGAAGUCGAUUUUGCUAUAUGUGACUUAACAAUAACAUAUGAACGAAAAACUGCUGUAGAUUUCAGCCUACCAUUCAUGAAUCUCGGAAUCAGUAUUGUUUACGUAAAACCGGAAGACAAACCAGUUGACCGAUUUUCCUUUUUGAAACCAUUUAGUAGACAAGUUUGGAUUUACAUGGCUACCGCUUACCUCGCCGUAUCGAUAAUGUUAUUUCUUCAGGCAAGAAUGGCACCUGGUGAGUGGGACAAUCCGCAUCCAUGCAAUGCCGAACCUGACGAACUUGAAAACAAUUUUAAUUUAAAAAAUUCCUUAUGGCUCACUAUUGGUUCUCUUAUGCAACAAGGUUCAGAUAUACUGCCAAAAGCUCCUUCUAUUCGAAUGCUCACCAGCAUGUGGUGGUUUUUCACCUUGAUCAUGAUUAGUUCGUAUACAGCGAAUCUCGCCGCUUUUCUCACUGUGGGCAAAAUGGAUGCGCCUAUUAAUAAUGUUGAAGAUCUCGCGAAACAAACAAAAAUCAAAUACGGCGCAAUGGAAGGUGGUUCGACAGUAACAUUUUUUAAAAAUUCAAAUUACUCGACGUAUAAAAAAAUGUAUGCUAUGAUGCAAGAGUGGAGAUCGGAAGUAUAUACCCGAAGUAAUACCGAAGGUAUUGAACGAGUUAUCAACGGUAAACGACUAUAUGCCUUUCUAAUGGAAUCUACAACCAUUGAAUACGAAAUGGAACGCAGGUGCGAAAUAAUGAAAAUUGGCGGACUCAUCGACAACAAAGGCUAUGGCAUCGCUAUGCCGCGCAAUUCUCCAUACAGAACAAAGAUUAACAAUGCGAUCCUGGCGCUAUCAGAAAAAGGCAGGUUGUUGGAAUUAAAACAAAAAUGGUGGGUAAAAAAGGGUGGAGGAUUGUGCGCAAAGGAUGAAGCGGAUAAAAAUGCUGCUUCAGCUGGGGAAUUAGGGUUACCAAGUGUCAGUGGUGUGUUCCUCGUUUUAAUGAUGGGUUGCGGCGCUUCGCUCAUUAUUGCAAUUUGCGAAUUUUUAUGGAAUAUACGCAAAGUUGCUGUGAGAGAGAAGAUCACGCCACGGGAAGCGCUAAUUGCAGAGUUGAAAUUCGCCGUGAACAUUUUCGCAAUAACGAAACCAGUUAAAAUGUCCAAGAGCGGCAACAACAGUGCAAGCUCCACGGAGAGACUUGACAGAGCUGCAUCCACGGCUCGAUCUGUCGCUGGCUCUUUCCUACGUCUCGAUAUGCUUGAUAAAUUCGAUAAAGACCACAACGGCGACAAUGAUCGUAAGAUUAAUUAA